CUGCCGUGUUGACGGUGUGGGUCGAGAGAGCGUGACUUCUCGCGAGAACAGAGCGUUGUUAUUGCUUUGAGGCAACAUAGCGAGCACUCGGCCGGAGCUCUGCGCACAUCCGCAGUGUCGCUGAACCCGUUGGACUGCGAUGGACGCAUCCGCAGCCCCAGACGAGGCGGACAGGCCGCGGCACCACCCUUUCCUGAUCGGGGUCAGCGGAGGGACCGCCAGCGGCAAGUCAACAGUUUGCGCCAAAAUCAUGGAGCUUCUGGGCCAAAACAAGGUGGACCACCGGCAGAGGAAGGUGGCGAUUGUCAGCCAGGACAGCUUCUACCGAGUCCUGACCCCGGAGCAAAAGGCCAAGGCGCUGAAGGGCCAGUACAACUUUGAUCACCCAGAGGCAUUUGACACAGAGUUAAUGUACAAAACUUUGAAAGACAUCGUGGAGGCGAAGGUGGUCGAAGUUCCAACAUAUGACUUUGUCAGUCAUUCCAGGUUGGAAGACAGAAUCACAGUUUACCCUGCGGACGUGGUCCUUUUCGAGGGGAUCCUGGUUUUCUACCCCCAGAAAGUGCGUGAUAUGUUCCACAUGAAGCUCUUUGUGGACACGGACUCUGACGUCCGGCUGUCUCGCAGAGUUCUGCGGGACAUGACCAGAGGGAGAGACCUGGAGCAGAUUCUCACGCAGUACACGACGUUUGUCAAGCCUGCUUUUGAAGAGUUUUGUUUGCCCACGAAGAAGUAUGUCGAUGUCAUAAUUCCAAGGGGAGUUGACAAUAUGGUGGCCAUCAACCUCAUCGUGCAGCACAUCCAAGACAUACUGAAUGGGGACAUGUGCAAAUGGCGUGCGUCCAUCUACGGCCACGGGCGACCGUUCAAACGGGCCUUUUCCGAGCCGGGCGACUCGCAGAACCCUUCAGGAAAGAGGAUCCUGCUGGAGCCCAGUUGUCGGCCUCAUUGAGACUGUCGAUGCACGGCCGGACGGACGAGUCCAGACUGAAUAUACGAGCUGGGCGUUGGGUUAUUUACGUUGGAACGGGUCGGUAACUGAUGCCAGAGGGGUUAUUAUUUUCUUUUCCUGUUGAGUACCCACAAUCCCACUGUGCGAACAUUCAGCGCUGCAAACUCUUCGUUAGUGGCGAAACGGACCUUAAAACUUGGGGGUUCGGACGCUAUCGGCACAAAAAGAAAAAAGGCAAUUUAGUACCUUUUCAAGAAUUUUUCUUGCCGCCGAUGAUUUCUGAUCCAUAUGGUUUUAAAUCUCAGCAGCUGGUCUGCAAGGCUCCAAACGACCUUUUUGACAGUCCAAAAAUUCCCCUUAAAAAAAAAGGUUACUUUUACACGAUCACCCAUUAACAUGGUGUUUUACUCUCCCUUAAAUACAAAUUACGAUUACAAGUUUUUUUUUUUUGUGGAUUAAAAUAAAUAUUGUCAUUAGAUUUAAUUAUAAAAUCCUUGUUGUCAACUUGUCCGAAUUUAUAUCUAAUACAAUUUUAUGAUGUGGUCAAAACCUCCUUCAUACAACUGGAUUUGAGUUUCUUACCAGAAUUACAUUAAUGAGAUUUUAUAAAUAUACAUAUAUAUAUAUAAUUAUAUUUACCUUCGGCUGGUACUCAGUCAAAAUGAAAUGAAACUAAAACACAUUGGUUUACAAUGAAAGAUUGUCGCCCCAAAACACGUGAAUGCUGUUACAUAUUUGACAGAUUAAGCUGUUGAGUGAAUUUCACAUUGCGUUGGUCAACUAAUUAAUCCAUGUGUGCCGAAUCGCAGGGGGGGGGGGGGUUCUGUACCACUCACCUGCUGUCCAUUGCACCAAUACUCUUCAUGAUUUCAGUGUAUUUAUUGGUGCAUUACCGAUUUCAGCUUGUCACAUGUAAGUCUUCCAAGAUGGCGUUUGACGCUUUAAAUGGUCACAUGAGCUGUACAGAGAGGAUAUCGAAGGCAGGGAGCGUUCUUUAACUGCUUGAUCUGUUAUGCUUUUGCACUUUAUCCUCAUGUAUACAUGCUUGUUUCCUUUAAUAGGAAUUGCAUACACCUUUUAUCUUUGCUGCUUUGUUUUAACUUAUUUAAAUGUAAAGUUAGGCCCGGUGGCUUUGUGGUGUCACACUUGUUGAUUAGUGCUUCCUUUUAGGUGUUCAUUUCCCACGGACAACUCCGUUCAACAAUAAAUGGAAAAGUGUGAAGUC
Messenger RNA from Pungitius pungitius (ninespine stickleback), 2177 nucleotides. RefSeq names its product uridine-cytidine kinase 1 (gene uck1). Gene Ontology annotation, molecular function: ATP binding; ribosylnicotinamide kinase activity. The record is from RefSeq and is a predicted model, not a curated record. The transcript is spliced from 7 exons. Lineage: Eukaryota; Metazoa; Chordata; Actinopteri; Perciformes; Gasterosteidae. The coding region runs from base 140 to 952 and encodes 270 amino acids. Gene Ontology annotation, cellular component: cytoplasm.